Molecule: messenger RNA, 1011 nt
Organism: Corylus avellana
Lineage: Eukaryota; Viridiplantae; Streptophyta; Magnoliopsida; Fagales; Betulaceae
Product: histone H3.3
Cellular component (GO): nucleosome
Molecular function (GO): DNA binding; structural constituent of chromatin; protein heterodimerization activity
Source: RefSeq, a predicted model, not a curated record
CACUUGUUCAGAGCUUCUCCUUUCUCUUUCGAUUCUCAGCCAAAAUCUUUUGCAGCUUUUUCAUCACACAGACGCAACUUCACUUGGAGAUGGCCCGUACAAAGCAGACUGCCCGCAAGUCCCACGGUGGCAAGGCUCCUAGGAAACAGCUUGCUACCAAGGCUGCCCGCAAAUCAGCCCCAACUACGGGAGGGGUGAAGAAGCCCCACAGAUACCGCCCUGGAACUGUUGCUCUUCGAGAAAUCCGCAAGUACCAGAAGAGUACGGAUCUUCUGAUCAGGAAGCUGCCAUUCCAGAGGCUGGUCCGUGAGAUUGCUCAGAAUUUUAAGACCGACCUGCGGUUCCAGAGCCAUGCGGUGCUGGCAUUGCAGGAGGCGGCUGAGGCGUACCUGGUUGGUUUAUUCGAAGACACUAACCUCUGUGCCAUCCAUGCCAAGCGCGUCACCAUCAUGACCAAGGACAUUCAACUUGCUAGGAGGAUCAGGUGCGAGAGGAGCUUCUCCUUUCUCGUUCGAUUCUCAGCCAAAAUCUUUUGCAGCUUUUUCUUCACAAAGACGCAACUUCACUUGGAGAUGGCCCGUACAAAGCAGACUGCCCGCAAGUCCCACGGUGGCAAGGCUCCUAGGAAACAGCUCGCUACCAAGGCUGCCCGCAAAUCAGCCCCAACUACGGGAGGGGUGAAGAAGCCCCACAGAUACCGCCCUGGAACUGUUGCUCUUCGAGAAAUCCGCAAGUACCAGAAGAGUACGGAUCUUCUGAUCAGGAAGCUGCCAUUCCAGGGGCUGGUCCGUGAGAUUGCUCAGAAUUUUAAGACCGACCUGCGGUUCCAGAGCCAUGCGGUGCUGGCAUUGCAGGAGGCGGCUGAGGCGUACCUGGUUGGUUUAUUCGAAGACACUAACCUCUGUGCCAUCCAUGCCAAGCGCGUCACCAUCAUGACCAAGGACAUUCAACUUGCUAGGAGGAUCAGGUGCGAGAGGGCUUAGGGCUUAGGAGGAGAGGCUUUAUCACCAU